Molecule: messenger RNA, 10428 nt
Organism: Oncorhynchus gorbuscha (pink salmon)
Lineage: Eukaryota; Metazoa; Chordata; Actinopteri; Salmoniformes; Salmonidae
Gene: mgaa
Product: MAX dimerization protein MGA a
Exons: 26
Coding region: 224-10174 (3316 amino acids)
Biological process (GO): regulation of transcription by RNA polymerase II; positive regulation of DNA-templated transcription; cell fate specification
Cellular component (GO): nucleus
Molecular function (GO): DNA-binding transcription factor activity, RNA polymerase II-specific; protein dimerization activity; RNA polymerase II cis-regulatory region sequence-specific DNA binding
Source: RefSeq, a predicted model, not a curated record
AGCUGUGACGUCUUUUUACAGCACGCAUGAUUCUUCCAGAUGGGAGAUGCGAGGUACUGUAUAUUAUGCUUUCAAUUGAGGAAAAGGAAGGGAUUACACAAGGAAUCGACGACCACCAUCGCAUAUUUUGAUCCAUUAAAAUGUGCAAAAGGAUGCAGAAUGAAGAAAUGGACAGACAGAUGUAAGAGGGCGUCCUGCCCUCGAAAAAGACCGUGACAAGUUCAUGGCCGCCAACAAGAAGAAGAAAAUAAUGGUUCUUAAUGAGGAGGGGGCAGCUGCGCCCAUGGCACUGCAUUCGACUGCCUCUCCCCCCGACCUAGUUGGUGCCCUAAAAACAGGGCAGGCAAGUGGAGUUGUGGCCAAUGAGGAAGCAAAUAUUGCAGCAACAUCCACUCCAGGCUCUGCAAUGGGUGUUGCUCUUACAAUGAACUCCACUGUCAUUUCUAAUAACCAACCAGAGAAUUUGCCACCAGAGAGCACCCGCAGAGGUAUCAAGGUGAUGUUGGACAGCAACAACAUGUGGAAUGAGUUCUUCAGAUGCAAAACCGAGAUGAUAGUAACCAAACAAGGCCGGAGAAUGUUCCCUUAUUGCCGCUUUCGCAUCUCUGGUUUGGAUCCCUUCCAGAAGUACAAUCUGCUCAUGGAUAUCAACCCAGCGGACAACAAACGUUACAAGUGGACUGGGCAAAAUUGGAAAAUGAGUGGAAAGGCAGAAGCCCAUAUGCUGAGACGGAUCUUCAUCCACCCAGACUCUCCAUCUUCUGGUCACCAAUGGAUGCAGAACCCAGUUUCAUUCUACAAGCUUAAGCUCACUGACAACACCAUGGACCAGGAGGGUAAUGUCAUUUUGCACCCAAUGCACCGGUACUUACCGCACCUCCAUGUGGUCUCAGCUGAAAUGCCUACGGAGGAUAUUCAGCUCAGUGGGCAUGACGUAAUAACCUUCACCUUUCCCCAGACUGAGUUCUUUGCUGUAACAGCCUACCAGAACUUACGCAUGUCUCAGUUUAAAGCAGACUUCAACCCUUUUGCAAGUGGACCCUCUUGGGCUCUAAAGCUGAAAACGAGUCCGUCCAAUGAUUCGAAGAAGAAUGAAACCAGCUCUCCCAAUGAACUCAAGCCUUUGAAAGGCUUGAAUGGCCUGAAAUCUUUAAUGGCUGCAAAACACAGCUCUAAAGACACUUCAGCAGUAGAUAAAGGACUCCCCAGCGCAGAUGCUCAAAAUGUUAAACCUGCAAGCAGUGAAACCAGAUCUCCCAGUGAGCUCAAGCCUGUGAAAGGCCUCAGUGGCCUGAAGGCUUUGAUGGCAAAACGCAACUCUAAAGACACUUCAGCAGUAGAUCAAGGACUCCUCAUUCCAAAUGCUCAAAAUGUCAUCCUUACAUUUGGUGACAAAUCUGAGGUCAACAGCCAUCGACCCAGCUCCAUGCUGAAAUCAAGUCCCUCCAAUGAGAUGAAGAAAGACCCCAGCAAAUCUCCCAAUGAGCUCAAGUCUGUGAAAAGCCUGAAUAAUCUUAAGUAUUUGAUGGGGAAACACACUUCUAAAGAUACUUUUGCAGCAGGUCAAGGACUUUUCUCUUCCGAUACUCAAAAUGUUAUGCUUGCAGAAAGUGACAAGUCCAGGGUCAAAAUAAGUCCCUCAAAUGAGUCGAAAAAAGACCACACCAGAUCUAACAAUGAACUCAAGCCUGUGAAAAGCCUGAAUAACCUGAAGUCUUUGAUGGCAAAACACAACUCUAAAGACACUUCCUCACUAGAUCAAAGCGUCCUCAGUGCAGAUACUCAAAAUGUUUCACUUGCUGACAAUGACAAGUCCUGGGUUAACUCUAUUGGGCCCAGCUACUGCACUCCCAAGUUGAUAUCAAGUCCCUCCAAUGAGUUGAAAAAAGUAGAAACCACAUCUCAGAAGGAAUUCAACCCUCUUAGAAAUAAUCUGAGGUCUUUGAUGGCAAAGCGCAAUUUUAAAGACACUUCAGCGGUAGAUCAAGGACUCCUCAGCUCUCAUGCUCAAAAUGUUACACUUGGAGAAUCUGACAAGUCAAGUGUUAAUGAUCAUGCACCCAGCUCUUGCAAGAAAUCAAGUCCCUCCAAGAUGAAGAAAGAUGAAACCAUAUCUCCCAAGGUGCGCAAGCCUGUGAAAAAUACCCGAAAGUCUUUGCGAGGAAAACGCAACUUCCUGAAGACUUCAGUAGCAGAUCAAGGACUCACUACCCCCGAUGCUCAAACUGCUACAGUUGCAGACAGUGAAAAGUCAGUCUGCAAGAAAGAGUCCACUGAUCAAAGUUCCUGUACAAUAGGUCCUCCCCAAAGUAACUUCACUGAGCUGAUUCGGGAGUGUCAUCUGAAAAUAAGAAGGUGCAAUGUGGAGAUACCCAAUACAGCUUGCAAUGUUGAGCAAACAGACACUAAGGGCAUGGUUGCCAAAGGCAAAGUUGUGGAAGUAGCUGUGAAUUACAAUUUUUCCCAGAUUCCUGACGUGUUGUCGAAAACUUUUACAAAGGUGGGACCCCAGGAUAAUGGGAAUACGAUUGACAGUGAAAAGGACCACCUCUGUUCAUCUCAGUCCCAGGAACCUGUGAAGACCCCUGUGUCUAUCAAUGACCAUUCAGCAGAUGAAGUUGAAAGCAGUCAAAAGGCUUCCCAAAGCUCCUCAGGGAGCUCUGAAGCAAAAAGAACAGGUUCUGAUGAACAGCAGCAGGGAAAGGCUAAACCACACAAACGACCUGAACCUGUGCCUUUGCCCCUGCUUGCACUCUACCUUCAACAGUUGAAGUUGAAAUCCAGACCUUUUAGGACCAAACCAAAAUCUCCUUUGCCUUCUACUUCAUCCCCAUUUUCUGCUGUUCUAACUACUGACCCUACUGGCCCAGCCACUGACCCUACUGGUCCAGCAAUGGUCCCCACUGGAUAUGCUGUUCUUCCAGCCAGUGAUUCUGUAGUUCGAGCCACUGACCCCACUGGGAAAACCACAGACUAUGCUGGUGUACCCACUGAUAUUUCAGUCCCAAACACAGAUUUUUUGGUUCCUGCCACAGACUCAUUGUUACCAGAAGCUGACCCAGUAUCACUUACUGCUGAUCAGUCGUUUCUUGUCGCUGAACCUACCUUAUCCAUUACACUAUCAUCCCCCACUCCACCCCUCAUGUCGCCAUUUCCUGACCCAUUGUUACCAGCCCCCGACUCAUUAAUACCAGCCCCUGCCUUGUCAUCCCAUGCCCAAGAACUGCCAUCCCCUGUACCUGUCACAUUGAACCUACCGGCUGACCUAUCAUCACUUACCUCUGACCACCCCUCAAAUGCCCCUGCGCUGUCAUCAACAGCUAGUGUUGCCACUUUGAAACCUGAGUGUACCCCAUCGUUAUUAUCCCCUGGCCCUUCACUAGGUGGCUUUGAGCCAUCAUCACCUGCAUCAUUACCAGAUUUUGAGCUCCCUUUACCUUCCCCUGUUCAAUUGAAGCUGGUCCCAGCCCCAUCCGUACCUGUACCUACCUCGUCAUUCCCAGUCCUUGAACAAUUACCGUCACCAGACCUUUUUGUACUCUCCUCUGAACUUUCAUCACAUGCAUCACUGUUAGCACUACCGGCCCCUGAUCCUUUUUUAACAACACCCUUUAUCCCAUUGUUGCCUUCCGCUCACCUUAACCCAUUACCCUUUGAGGCAGUCUCAUUUUCAUCUAACUCUCACCCUGGCUCACUUGCUCUGGACCCUGGCUUAUCCUCACCUCCCCUGGACCCCGCCUCAUCAUUUCAAGUCAAUUAUGAACCAUUAACACGCCCUUCUACACCGUCUCCACUCCCAUUCCAGUUAUCUCCUUUUUCAUCGUUAGGUCCCGACCCAUUGUCACCAACCCCUUCACUUGCCGACCUCACUCACUUUUUCUCAAUCUCUGAUGAACUUGAGAUGACGGAAGACUUUCCAAGCAGUGAGGCGGCUCCUGUCCUAUGUCCUCAUGUCCCAACUUUAAUUACCCCUAGUGUACCAGUUGGUUCUACUCUACUAGUUGGUUCUAGUCAGCCAACCCAGAGCAUUAAACCCCAGAGAUCUAAGAAGAGAUCUAGGACAGGAGUGAAAUCUGCCAAGAGUGAUCCACUCCCAGUGAUAGGGGGACCCACAGAUGUCACCAUGCAGCCCAACCUGGAGGAAGUUGAGGAGCAGCUGUUCGUCUCUUUCACAUCCAAGGAAGCACUUGAAGUCCAUCUAGGAGAGCCUGCAUUUCGUGAGACGACAACCGCACAACCUGAGAAAACCCCUGAGGCGAAAGAGAAUGUCGGAGGAUCUGAAACCACAGAGGAAAGAAUAGCUGCUUUCGAGAAGGUUCUUUUGGACGAUCUGAAGGUUAUGAAGCAUCGGCAGGUCAUUCAUCCUGUGCUGCAAGAAGUUGGACUGAAAAUGAGCUUACUGGAUCCCACUCUGGUCAUCGACCUGCAAUACUUAGGCGUCCGUCUACCUCUACCGCCACCCAUGCUAUGUUUAGGACUGAGCACUGCAGGAUUGGCAUCUCCAAGUGGUUCAGUUCCCUUUGUUUCCAGGACGGGCAAGACAACAGACUUCACCCAAAUCAAAGGCUGGAGAGAUAAGAUUGUCCCUUCAGACUCCUCAGCAUCCGCCAAGCCUGACGUAUGUAGCCCAAUAGGCUUUAAAGAUGGCCCGAGUUCAGAUGUGGUCCCGAAGAACCUGUCGGCUUUCUGCAGUGACAUGUUGGAUGAGUAUCUGGCUAACGAAGGCAAACUCAUCGACGAGCGAGCUGCCAGUUUCACCCAGACCACCGUCGUCACCCCUGUGACCUACCAGCUGCCCACCAAGAGCACCAGCUACGUCCGAACCCUGGACAGUGUGCUGAAGAAACAGGCACCGGCACCUUCUACCACCUUUGUCCCCCCCAUCCAAAAAAAACAGACUGCCCCUCAGGAAGCCGAGGGUCAAGACUCCUCCACCAGCGCAAAACUCUGUUGUGUCGAGGCCAGAGGUAGAAGAGCCACCCCCCCCCCUGACCUGGCUCCUGUGGAGGGCGACUCCGAGCCAGAGUCUGCCGCUGCUGAGACCAAGGUUGUUGUUCCUGGGUUGACCAAGGCCUUUCUCAGACAGAGGGAGCUGGAGGACGGGGUUGUCUGGGAGGGCAAGCAUCAGACCUGUAUCACAGAGGACAGGGCAACAGUCGCCCUCAUCUCGCUCUUCACUUCAACGGGCUUUGUUUGUGAGAAUCCUGCAGCUCCCAUUAAGAUUGUAAAGCGCAGUGCUCCUCCCUGCCUCAAUGCGUUCUGCCGGCUGGGCUGUGUGUGUGCCAGCCUGGCACAGGACCGUCGUAUUACCCACUGUGGAAAGAUUGAGUGUAUAUUUGGCUGCAGCUGCCUCAGGCAGAAAGUGGUUGUGCUCAAAAACUUAAAAGGACCAGAUUCCAGUGCGUCUGAAGAGGGCCCGUCCAAGAAGAGCAAGAAGAGAAAGCGGAUGAGGAUGGCAUAUACUCUGAGAGAGGUGGAGACAGUAUCAGAACCAGCUCGGCGUGUGAGAACUUUGUGGAAGCACAACGAUGGAGAGAUGGACCCGGAGCCCCUCUUCGCCCCAACACCAGUCUGUCUUCCAUGGCUUCCAUUACAGGAAGAGUCUCCAGCAGUGGUGAGAGCGGAGGAAGGGACCAUGACAUGUGCCAGAGUGCGUGUGUUUCAAAGCAAGAGCACAAACCGACCUGAGGACAUUGACAACCACUGCAAACCAAUAGACUCCUCACCAGUGAGCCCUUCCAGGAAGUCAGAGAAGUCGCCCUCCCACGGUUCCCAGUACACGGAGCCCUGCAAGCGUCUGGAGAUCGUGUCUGAGUGUAAGUGGAGGAGCCUGGCGGACAGGAACUUGGUGCUGAGGAUUGUUUGUGAGCACAUGGCCCAGGACCACCUCACCAACCCCUUCUGGGUCAAAGGCUACCUCAUCAAACCCGUGUCUCAGACCCUGAGGAACGACGGCGAGAGCUGCUCUGUCCACUACAAGGUACAUAUCUCUCGGGUCUCGCGACCGGACGGAGUGGAGGAGGCAAACAGUGAGGAGGAAUGGAUGAGAGAGGAAGAUGAAGAAAUGAUGGAGGAAGAGGAGGGGGAGAUGGAGGAGCUGAGAGGGGAAGAUAAGGAGGUGGAGGAAGGACAGUGCGCAGAGGAGAAGCAAAGAGAGCAGGAGAACAAGGCUGUGGGAAGAAAAAUGGUCGUGAAUGGCAGGUCCUACCCCAAUGCCAAGCUACAACUGGGCAUGAUGGGAGCCAUGCACCCAGCCAACCGACUUGCUGCUUACCUCAUGGGCAAGUUACGGAGGCCUACCGGUCCAGAGCCGUCUAUGGCAUCCUCCGUCUCAUCACAACUCAUCACACCCCCCUCAGAAACCCCUGAAGAUGCAAGGUCCUCCACGGGACAGCCGGCCCAGUUGACAGCCACUCCUACCACCAGUCUUACCAUGGUUACCACCACCAGUGUUCCCUCUAUUGUUUCAGUUGCUGCAGGCCCCAAGUCCAUUGGUGAUGUGUCUCUUCCAAAGACCUCCCCAAGCAGCGGAAUGGUUACUAGUCCCCCCAUGCUGGUGCUCCCUGACCCAGGGACCAGUAACGCUGUCAGAAUGGCGUGUCCUCCUACGUCCCAGACCCCGACCCCUCUCAUCCCCCUGACCCCUCUCGCAGCAGGGCGGAGGAUGGUUCUGCAGCCGGUGCGGAGUGCCUCAGGGACCACCCUAUACCGGAACCCCAACGGACAGCUAAUCCAGCUGGUUCCCCUCAGCCAGCUGCAGGCCCUCAACCCCAACCUCGUCAUGCGCAACAAGGGGGGUUUGAUCAGUUUAACCACACCUGUGUGCUUGGCCUCGGGAUCCACAGCCACCCUUAACAGCUCCCCCUCCACCACCUCUCUCACCACAUGGCAGAACACCAUCACCACCGUCCCCAUGGUCCCUUUCACUGACCCAAAGACUCCAGGCAGCACCACCACCCCUAAAACCACGCCUCCUGAAGUCACUUCCUCCAUACCAGGCUCCAAGUCUAUCAACACCAGUAAAGUUAAUCUCUCACCCACUGAGACAAAUAGUGGGACGUACACUUUGAAGAUUGUUCCUCAGACGGGUAACAAGGAGCCCAUCAUCAUCAAGUGUCCCAAGGUGCCAGCCCAGCCAGCCCAGGGCUCCUCCAAGGUCAUGCCUAUAGUAGGGGGCUUUACUGUGCUGCAGCCUUCCCCAAAAACCACAGUAAUUACUGUCAAAUUCCCCACGAAGACUGUUAUGGAAACAGGUGUCCAAGUUGCCACCACCACCACCACAGUGGACUCCAAUGCAGACUGUAAGGUCACGUCUGAGCUGUAUAAUUGGAUGCUGCCUUGCCAGAAAAGCACAAAAACCCCUGUAAGCCACAAGUUUAAAUUUAUUAAAGUUGACACUAUCUCCACAACAGACUCCAGUACAGAUCCUAAGAUCCAGCCUGAGGUGGGACGAGUGCCCCCCAAAAUCCUCAGACCCCCUAUAACCCCAGUUCCAAAGACAGAUGCAACUUCGACACCUAUCUCGUCAGCGGACUCCAAUGUAGACCCCAAGCUCCUUCCUAGGAUGGCUUGUGUCAAUCAACCCUACCAGACCUGGACAGGACGACCGAAGAAGAGGAGGAAGGAGGUUGUGGAUCCGGUGGAGGAUGAGGACUACUCUGACGACAUGGACGAGGGGACGGAUGAGGAUACGAACAACUCAUCUGACGAGACGGAUUGUGUUAAUUCCUGUGUUAAUGAAGAGGAUCUCAUCGUCAUCAGUAAGCAGCUGAAGCACAAACACAACGUGCUGGAGAGGCAUCGACGCUCCGAGCUCCAGGGACGCUUCCAGCAGCUGAGGGAAACACUGGAACUUGACGAGAAAGCUGCUAAAAUUAAAAUCCUCAACGACGCCAAGGAGGAGAUCCAGGUAUUGACAAAGAAAAGCACCAACGUGGAGAAGCUGAGGAGUUCGCUGACCAUGGAGAGAGCAGUUCACGUCAAGAAGAUGUCCCAGUUAACUGGAGAGUCUGAGGAACAGAUACUGACGAACAUCAAGUACAUCGGUUCCCAGCAGAAGAUCGAGAAGCUGCACAUCAACUGGAAGAAAGAAGGGAAAGUCUCCUCUGCUGUCUCGUCUUCCUCAGUUGUCUCCACCUGCGGUGAGUCUGAGCAGAGGCCAAGGCCUGGUCCCCUGUCAAAGAGGACCACAGAAGAGGCUCAGGGGAGUAAGAGCAUGGGAGGAGUGACAGCAGAAAUGGAGGAGGACAGGGAUGAGGUGUUGGACCUUCUGGAGGACACGGAGGACGAGAAAACCGACAACUCCUCGGAUGAGACCGAGGAUUCUGACGUUGACGACGACAAAAACUACAAUGCUAAAGGGCACGUCAUCAAUACCAUCAGUGAUGUGGAGGAAAGCUUGCUAGAGGAUGAGCCUGUGGACAUUGAGAGUGUGGAGGACAAUGCAAAGAAGAACACCACUCCACAAUUGAAGGAAAAACGCACUAAAGAGCACUGGGACUUGCACAACAAAUAUGAGAGACAACGCUGUGCUGAGUUUCGGAAGAGCUUUAAAGCCCUGAUAGAGACUUUGGACCUUGGCAACCCGACACCUACUAAUGUUUUCAUCCUAGGGCAGGCCCGAAAACAAGUCAUUGACCUGAGAGACAAAUGCGAACGCCUGGAAAAACUGAAGAGUGCGCUGACCGAAGAACGAGCUGCUUAUAUCAAGAAAAUCUCCCAGAAAUCUGGAAAGACAGAGGAGCUCAUCCUCAGAAAACUUCAGGACAUCUCUACCAAACAGAAGAACAUGGAUGUGAAGUUCAAAGGGAAGCGGAGAGCGGCGUCCUCAGCCCCCUCGUCAUCAGUCUUACCCAAUAAAGCCAUCUCACCCAGCAGCACUCAACAGCCUAAGCCAAAAUCCCUGGCUCCCGGUCUGAAGUUAAAGGUGGUACCCACCCCUGUCCCACACUCUAUCCCCCCACAGCCUACACCCAAACAACCCAAGACAAGUCCCAUCAUCUCCCCACCCUCCAGGAAACCCCUCUCAACGUGUCGUUCUCCAGGUGAAAGGACAAGACCUAACAUCCUGUCUCGCAGGAAACCACAACCUCCCCUAGAUUCCCCACCUGUUCAUGCUCGGUUUCUCCCUCCUCAAAUGCUGUCUAUAGUGGGGGGAGUGAUACCAUCUCAGCAGGCGAUCACUAAGAGCCCAAUGCAGCCUGCCAGUUCUCUGCUGCCGGUAGGACGCGUCACUGGAAUCGAAAUGCAACAGUCUCUAAUACCAGGUGUCGCUUCAGUUACCAUCUGUAUCCCCUCAAUGUCACAACCCAUUUCUCUCACUCCACCUCGUAAUAUCCUCAACAGGGGAGUUCCUCAUAUCGGCAAUGUGAUUUCACUGGUCAAAGCCCCUCCACGUGUGUCAGGGGGAGCUCCGAGGAGGCCAUCUCCAGUGAAGGGUAAGGGAAGUGGACUGGAGGACGGGGAGGUGCUGGGGAAGCAGCUGGACCACUCUGGAGACGGUGUAAAGCUCAACGACGCAGACAGGAACUCGGAUGAGGAGGACGAAGACAACGAAGAAGGUGACGUUGAAGACGAGAGUCUGACGUCUCUCCUCAACGAGAUCGUCUUCCUCAACCAGCAGAUGACCACAGACAACAUCAGCCCCGGUGGUCUUCCUGUGGUCACUCACAAACCAGCCACUGAGCCUGGGGAGGUUGGUACGGACCGGUCCUCACCACCACCACCACCGCAGGCAGAGAAGGAAAUCAUAAGAGAUGGAGAUGACGAGCGCUCCCUCAGCCCCUUGUUUCUGAGACUUGACGAGGACCUUCUGGGGCUGAAAGAGAGACAAGGCCAGGAUGAGGCUUCCAAAGGCCCAGGCCUGCCAGUGCCACAGGCAGAGGACCUUAAAGUGGGUUCUGGAUCCAACGAGAAACCAUCAGACACAGGUUCUGCUCCUGCUCUGAUUGUCAAUGGGCACAGCCCACAAGGACCAACAUGCACUGCAAAAGGUCACGGUGUACUUCAAAAGGCGUUGACCCCGCCUCCACUGCAGCAGAUGAAAGUUGGCGUGGCCAAGGUGCUGGAGACCAAUGAUAUGCCAGGGGAUGCCCUAGCCCCGCCCCCGCUACUGCAGAUGAGGCCAAUGCCGAGGCUAGCCCCACUAGGACUAAAGAGCAACCCUCAGACGUAGAACUAAGCACUAACUAACUCGGGGUCAAUGUUGUAGCCAUCUCUCCUCAAGACCCUUACUCACAUGGGUCAUAAUCAUUUGUCACCAAACUGACUGAAACAGGGUUGGACUUCUACCUGAACUUGUCCAAUAAGAAAUGUUCAUUUUUGUUUUUCUGUUGCAAAAAGUUUCGCCACGAUGUGCUGUAAUAAAUAUGACCCUUAUGUGGCUCAACCAAUCAGGGAUAACUACAUUUAAAGGUACAAUGUAGCCGU